UCAUCACGCUUGGUCAGUUGCGUGGCGGACCUCUAGCGUGGAAAUCCCUGCACAAAUUCCUCUUACGACCAUACAAUGCUCAUUUAGCAUUGCAUAUAUCAAAUUUCACAAGCAGAACAUAUUUACAUGACAUAGCACAGUACAUUUGGAUGAUGGAAGAACACAAAGAUUGGGGUGUCGUUCUGCAGCUGGUAUCUGAAACAUGUGGCAAUGCAGAAAUCGUAGGAAAAUGGAGAGAUUAUUGUAACAUUCCGGGAUUGCUCAUGGGUGGUGUUGCAAACUGUGAGCAUAGGUCGCAUACAUCAGUUUUAUUUGCAUUCAGAUGGAUGUUACAACAAAAGAUUAAUAAACUUCAGCUGCUCGACAAAUAUGAUUGGUUUAUUUUGACUCGAGCUGAUGAACUACAUUUAUGUGAACAUUUUGAUUUCACCACUAUGAAGGAGAGUGACAUUUUAUUGCCUACUGGUGAACACUAUAAUGGCUGGUCGGAUCGUCAUUUAAUUACUCGUUCGUCCAUGUUUAUGAAGAUGAUCAACAUCACGAAGGAGUUAGUUUGCAGACCUGAUUACUGGCUGAACAAACUGGAAGAAGUUGAUUAUGAACUAAAUAUUGAAGUGGUGCAGAAGCUUAUCUGGGACGAUAUGCGCCUAACUGUUUCGGAACAUCCGAGAUCCAUAUUUAUUGUUAGAAGUACUGGUGAUCCCGCAUCAUGGUCUCGAGGUAGAUCUCAUCCAGAACUCAGUCGCUUUAAUCUGAAAGUGAAGUAUCCAAGAGAAUUAAAGUCGUCGAAAAUAUACUGCAAAACUAGAAAUAUUACACCUGUGAUACAAUCUAUUCGUGAAUACAAUUAA
Molecule: messenger RNA, 851 nt
Organism: Adineta ricciae
Lineage: Eukaryota; Metazoa; Rotifera; Eurotatoria; Adinetida; Adinetidae
Source: the annotation of a GenBank genome assembly